Messenger RNA from Hippocampus comes (tiger tail seahorse), 2032 nucleotides. RefSeq names its product Ras association domain family member 10b (gene rassf10b). Gene Ontology annotation, biological process: signal transduction. Bases 245 to 1453 code for a protein of 402 amino acids. NCBI's taxonomy places the organism in Eukaryota, Metazoa, Chordata, Actinopteri, Syngnathiformes, Syngnathidae. The transcript is spliced from 2 exons. The record is from RefSeq and is a predicted model, not a curated record.
AGAAAUAAUGUGGCCAGUAAAUUUUGAAGACCAAACAAAUCGGGACUGCGUGUGACGUCGUCGGGUCUGCCCCACAUUCCCCAAGGUUAAUAGAUCUGGUGGCAGUCACGUGAUCCGGCUCACUCUAGUUGUUGGCACUUUGUGUCUCAUCAGCAACUCCUUCAAAGACUGAAUUGACGACUGAUCGGACCCAAAGCGCAGAGUGGGUGUAUAAAGAUUUAAAAUAGAAAUAAAUACAAGAAUAAUGGAUUCCGUGGAGGGGAGGAUCUCGGUGUGGGUGCGCGCGGAGGAGAAGCUCGCCUUCGGCUUGUCGAAACGCACAACCUGCGCCGAUGUGGUCAAAGCGCUCCUGAAGGAUUUAAAACAACCCGAACCGCUGCUGCCGCAUCGCUACAGCAUUGCGGAGAAAUGGAGGGGCCUCCAGAGGGUUCUACCCGACCGGACCAGGAUUUGGCGCCUUUGGGUGGCGUGGGGAGAGGAGCGGGACCGGGUGAGGUUCGUAUUAGUGGGCUGCAGCGAGGCGGCCCGGAGCGCAGAGGCGCGCGUGGUGCUGCUCGGCAAACACAACCUUGUGUCCAAAUGGACUCCGGGCUCUUACUUGACGGAGGUCCCGAUGGACAAGCAGCGUCGGAUCGUCAGGAAAGCUUUCAAAAAGUUGGAGAAGAUGCAGAGGAAACAGCCUUCCUCUUCUGGCGCGGGCAAGUUGCAGGCUUUGGCGCGUCUCGUCGUCUCCCAGGACCGCACCAUCCGCCUGCAGGCUCUCAGGAUUCAGCAACUGGAUGCUGAGAUCGAAAGGCGAGAGGCGGAAGUGCAUUUGGACCGAACCCGAACCCACGGCGUCGAUUAUGUGCAGAACACUUAUUUAUUCGAGCGUGCAGCAGAGGAUGUUUCCAAUCAGUGCUCUUUGGAAGUCUUGCUUCACCUGUGUGACGUCAUGUGUCAGGAGGAGCUGCGGGAGCAGGAAGCGCUCACCGACAUGUUGACCGCGCAGAAGGAGGACAAGUUCAACCGCCACUGGAUGCGGAGGAGGCGAGUAGAGGACGAGGAGGAGGAGACCUCAGCAUCCUUCAUCGCGGCAGGAGACGAGAUGCUUUUGAAGGAGCGGCUGAGGAGAUUGCUGGAUGUGAUUUUGUUUGUGGGCCUGCGCCUGCGCUCGGAUUUGGAGGCUAUUAGGGGCGAUUUGGAGCUGAGCCGGCAGAUUUGCAGCAGUCGUGAGGAGGAGAUGAAGGAUUUGCUGGAGAAAAUCAACUCUUUGGGAUCGGAGGACGGGGUGGACACUCAGGGGGGGGCAGAUGAAGCCCAGAGGAUGACGAGUAGUUUGGAGAGGAAGAGUGAGUGGGUAGAGCAAGCGAGGGGUCUGUCCAAAUGCGACGAUGACGACUCAGACACGGGUUUGAGCUCUCUCCACAGCCAGGAGUCGGACAGCGUCACUGUGUGCCAGUCUCUGGUUUAGAAUUGGACCUGGCUCAAUCAUGUCUCUCACUCAGCCUCAGCCUUGUCUCUGAUUGUAGGAUUUGACUGUCCAUGCCCAUGUCACUGACUCUGGAACUGAGCCACCCUAAACUAUGCAUUUGCAACGAUGCAACUAUAAACCAGUCAGGAGCACAUUUUUUUACUCAAAAACUGGACCUGUCUGGCUGGCCCUUGUCUCUGACUUGAGAUGCAGACCAGUGCGGGCCAUUUCUGACUCUAAAACUAGAAUUGUUUGGAUAGCAACUAUGAGUCUACACCUGCACCACUUUGGACAGCGUCUCUGACUCUGGAAUUGGACCAGUCAGCUUUAUGUGUGUGACUCCAGAACUUGACCGUCUGGACCUUGUUUCUUACUCGAUACAACUGAGCCAACUUGGUCCAGACUUUCGACCUGGACCAGUCUGGACAAUGUCUCAGAAUGACUCUGAAAUUGCACCGGGAAUGAACAUGUCUCAGGCGGCCCCGUGGGAAACUGGUUAGCACGUCCGCGCCACAGUGCAAAAGUUCAGGCUUCAAAUCCUGGCUCCGGCCUUCCUGUGUGGAGUUUGCAUGGUCUUGG